CGCUACCGACAUGUCUCCGCGUCCCUAGGCGAGAGGAGGCUGCCGUUCACAAGCAGCCUCCAACUCACAACUCCCUUACGACGAUCGGGAUGGGACCUAAUGCAAAUAUAAUCCCCCAAAAUAUUUACUCGGGCCGCAAUGGCUCUACAGACAAGAUGGCGUUUUCUCCUUUUAUUGUUUUGCGGACUCGCUUCGGGAAACGGGGAUGAUAAUUUAGAAAUUUUUGAUGUGCUAUCGGUGCUACGCGAAGCACCUUUACCAGAAGGGGUGAAGCUCGCACCAGGGCGGUGCCAAUCCGCUCGAACAACGCCCGCGCACUACUCAGCCUACAAUCUCAACGAGAAUGCUACAUUCCAUCAAUUAGCUGCUGGAAUGUUUUACAACACCUUCCCUGAAGACUUUUCGAUCCUUAGUGUGGUUCGACUUCCAGACACAACUCAGAACCCAGUCUUUGUCUUAUACUCCGACGCUGGCGACGAGCAGUUGCAACUGGUAGCCGGUCAGCUGAUUGAGUUAUACUAUGAGGACACCCGGGGUGACCCUCCGGACAACGAGCUUCUCACCUUUAGGGUUAACAUCGCUGAUGGAAAUUGGCAUCGAUUAGCAGUCAGUGUUAAAGGCGAUUCAGUGACUUUGCUGGUAGAUUGUGAAGUGAGAGGUACUCUGAAGCUCAACCGUCAGCCAGGCAGUACGUUUAAUUUAGCAGGCGCACUUGUGGUCGGAGUACAAGUGACGCCUGAUCAAUAUUAUGAAGGUGAUAUCGAACUGCUUCAAUUUGCCAACAAGCCCGAUGCAGCAUACGACAUGUGUAUUUCAAUUGCACCCAACUGCACUGGCACCGGAUACGGUUCCAGAUCGGGAUAUGUCUCUGGCAUUGCUGCUAAUGUUGUUGCAAGAGAAAGAAACAAAGAAGCUUCGACUGACGUUAGAAGAACAACAGAAAGACAACCUGGCCGACAAAAUUACGAGACUACAACACACAGGAAUCUGUACACGCUAAACGCAAAUGGUGAUAGAAGGAGGCAGCAGCUCGGUAGAAGGUUCUACAAUACACGAAACCGGACAGAUAACUUAGCGGCCGCUGCAAUUAGAGGUCUUACAACUAUACGCCCUGAUUGGCAGAUUACAAACUCCUAUGCAGUCACUGGACAACAUCCUUCUUCAACUGACUCAGAUGAAAACAGCAUCUUUGGAACAUUUACAGAAGGAAUUGAAACAAUUACAACACCUAACAUCAUACACACAACGUCACCUGAACCUGAACACAUCGAAGUGUCUACACAAAGGCUUAAACGCGACGAGGAGGAGACGGAAAUUGUCACGCUCACAACCACAGAAUCCUCUUAUACGGCGAUUACGACCACCGAGGACGACGAUUGGCUCACACACCCUCCGUACGGAUAUGGUAAUUCAUCACAAGGUUCUUGGGACGGUUACUACGAUUAUGGAAUAACUUUGCCCUAUACGGGUCCUAGAGGAUACCCAGGUCCACCCGGUCCACAGGGACCUAGAGGACCAAAAGGAGAACCGGGCAGACCCGGAGCAGAAGGAUUACAAGGAUUUCAAGGACCACCUGGACAUGUUUUCGUUGUGCCGCUACAACAAUCAGGAAAUGACAAAGGACCAGACGCUCAAUCCGAAGCACUUCGUCAAAUGUUAUCGCAACAUAUGGCGGCAAUGAGAGGAGUAGAAGGACCAAUGGGACUGACAGGGCCCUCCGGCCCGGAAGGCGAAAUAGGUCCCGAAGGUCCCAAAGGUGAACAAGGUGAACAGGGCGAACCGGGAGGGCCUGGUCCUAGAGGACUACAAGGACCGCCAGGAAGAAUGGGACGCCGAGGCCAUGCGGGCAGGGACGGCGAACGCGGUAGCACGGGUGCUCCAGGGCCUAAAGGAGAAACUGGGUAUCCAGGGUUGCCAGGAAUACCUGGAGACAAAGGAGAACGAGGUUCACUGGGACUUCAAGGAGAACCUGGCCCACCAGGUCAAGAUGGUCCACCUGGAGACGAUGGACCGCCUGGACCACCUGGCUUAGCCGGCGAAUUGGGUCCACGAGGGUUCAUGGGACCGAGAGGAUUUCCUGGUUUGAUUGGUUACCCAGGAAUUCCCGGUAACGAAGGUCUUCAAGGUGCUAAGGGAGCUUCUGGCCAACCUGGCCCACCAGGACCGGUAGGACAACCCGGCCCAAUGGGCCCAAUGGGCUCCCCAGGGCCACAAGGACCAAUUGGAGCCUCAGGUGUUCAGGGUCCACAAGGCAAACAGGGAAUAUUUGGACUACCUGGACCAGAAGGCCUUCCGGGGACACCCGGGAAUCCAGGACAACAGGGUGUGGCCGGUGAGGCUGGACCCCAAGGACCACAGGGAAUGCUUGGUUUCCCUGGCCCUCGCGGCUUGAAAGGAGACGACGGUCCCAGGGGCCUCCCAGGGGAUAAAGGAGACAAAGGAAUAAGAGGCAUUGAGGGAGAAAAGGGAGAAUCUGGACCAAAAGGCGAUCGUGGUUUACCUGGCGAACCUGGACCACCCGGAAUUGAAGGACCGGAAGGACAAAAAGGUGCAGAAGGUCCCCGAGGAGAGACAGGAUCUAUUGGACCAGCGGGAGAAAAAGGAGCUACUGGUCCAUUAGGACCAAUGGGUUAUCCCGGAGCACAGGGAGAAAAAGGAGACAAAGGCGCUUCAGGAAGACGAGGUAGACGAGGAAUAAAAGGAGUCAUGGGACUUGUGGGUAAUCCUGGUGACCGAGGAGAAACUGGGCCAAGGGGAUACAGAGGUCCACGGGGUCGCCGCGGUUCGGAUGGUGCUCCUGGUCCUAAAGGGGAUACAGGGCAGCCGGGCUCGCCGGGCCCAAUCGGUGAACGAGGACCGCAAGGUAUCGAAGGUGUCCGAGGAUUUCCAGGAGCUAUAGGCCCUCCAGGAUCUGAUGGUAAACCUGGUAUGCCUGGACCACCAGGAGAACGGGGACCAACGGGUGAAUCCGGCGCGCCAGGACCAGCAGGUCCUACGGGACCUACAGGCCCCCAAGGGCCUCCAGGGGACCCAGGACAACCUGGUCCCCAAGGUUCAUCAGGCACACCAGGAACGCCUGGCGAAAUUGGAGCUCCUGGUGAAGUUGGUAAAGAAGGGCCUCCGGGACCUCCAGGCCCAGAAGGAAAACCAGGCCCUGUUGGUUCUUCUGGGCCUCCUGGUUUGCGAGGAGAUCCUGGGCUACCAGGACCAGCUGGCACACCCGGAACGAAAGGUGAUAUAGGGCCAAUCGGACCACCAGGCGUAAGGGGUGAUAAAGGAGAACAAGGUGAACCUGGAAAUGAAGGACCACAAGGCCCCCAAGGUCGUGAAGGGCCACGAGGAUUUCCUGGGCCAGGAGGCCAAAAAGGAGAAAUUGGAGAGCCUGGACCUCUCGGACCUAUCGGUCGGGACGGUCUAACUGGUCCUAGAGGACUUCCGGGCGCCCCUGGACCGAUUGGACCUCCAGGUGAAGAUGGCGAUAAGGGAGAAGCUGGUCCCCCUGGCGAAAAAGGAUUUAAGGGUGCAAUGGGAGAACCAGGACCACCAGGUUCCACGGGUAUUCAAGGACUAAGAGGAGAACCUGGAUCAGUAGGUCUGCCAGGUGACAAAGGUCCGCAAGGAGAUCCGGGACCACCAGGUCCUCGAGGUACAGACGGAGUACGUGGUCCACCAGGACCUGCAGGCUCUACUGGUCCACAAGGAGAAAAAGGACAACAAGGGGUAAAGGGGGAUACGGGUGAUGUGGGACCAACGGGUCCUCCGGGUCCCGUCGGUCCCAGCGGACUCCCAGGUAGAAGAGGGCCAAAAGGCAUUCCGGGAGAACCAGGACCUCGUGGUGCAGAAGGUCAACGUGGAGACGUUGGUAACCCAGGUGCGCCAGGACUACAGGGACCUCAAGGACCUGAAGGAAAAUUGGGUCCAAGAGGUCCAGUAGGGCCCAAAGGAGAAGAUGGACCAGUAGGAUUACAAGGAGAGCCAGGACCAAAAGGACCAACUGGACCAGAGGGUCCAAAAGGAAAUCCUGGCCCUGCUGGCUUCCCUGGAGAGAGAGGAGAGCCAGGACUUCAAGGAAUAAAAGGUGACCAGGGAGCAGACGGACCCGAAGGAAGCCCAGGUCCACCAGGAGCACCUGGUCCUGUAGGACCAAGUGGAAAACCGGGGGAAAUCGGCAUGCCUGGUCAGCCGGGUUCGGAUGGCCCGGCUGGUGCUCAGGGUAGCCCUGGUUUGCCCGGUGAGAAAGGGGAAACUGGUAUAAAAGGUGCACCCGGAGAACAAGGACCUCCAGGACAACCUGGUCCUCCAGGCGACGAUGGCCAGCGAGGAGUCAGAGGCCCACCUGGACCUAAUGGUGAUGCUGGAGCCCCAGGCUUAACAGGACCUAUGGGACAACCUGGAAAAGCGGGUCCACCCGGACCUGCCGGCCCAAGAGGAGAAAAAGGAAUUAUGGGUCCUAAAGGUCAUAUAGGAGACACAGGGCCAAUGGGAAUAAAAGGAGAUCAAGGAGAUAUCGGUAAACAAGGACUUCCAGGCCCUGCAGGACCACCAGGGCCAAAAGGAGAUGUGGGGCCCAUAGGUCCACCUGGACCUAAAGGAGAAACAGGUCCCAUUGGACCUCCGGGAUUGGACGGUCCUAUGGGGCCAAAAGGGAACACAGGUCCAGAAGGUAGAUCAGGUCAACCCGGUCCACCAGGUGCACCUGGUCCACCUGGUCCUCCGGCACCAGCGCCGCAAAUACCACCAGAUCUUUUUACCUCUUAUACCAGACGAAGACGUAGCGUUGACGAAUCUAUGGAAACGGCGACUGAAGAUAAUUUUGAAGAAGAAGACGAAAUCGAGUGGGUACAAGAAGUGAUGAACGGUGUGAUAGCCGCUCACACAUCAUUGGAUGCAGCAAGACGACCACGAGGAACACGAACUAACCCAGCAUUAUCUUGUCGAGAUUUACGAACUGCUCAUUCCAAUUUUAGUGAUGGAUUCUACUGGAUAGACGCCCGUGGUGGAGGAGCUUCGCUUCCAAUCAAGGUGUACUGUAAAGGUCACAACACUUGUCUCUAUCCCGACAUGAGAGAUACUGUAGAUACGUACAGUACGGAUGAAACUGUGCAGAAAUUCUCUCAAAUUGACAAUGGAUAUCGGAUAUCAUAUGAAGCAGAGGGAUCGGGUUUUGUUCAGCUUCGAUUCUUAAGGCUGUUAUCAAAUGUAGCAAGGCAGAAUUUUACAUAUUUCUGCAUUAGUGCAAAAACUCCUCAAAGAUCCGAUAUCCCAGCGGAAACCACGCGACUGAAUACAAUUAAAUUGAUUGGAAAUAACGCUGCUGAAUUCAAAGAACCACAAGUUGUGAAAGAUGACUGCAAGGAGGGAAGCGGAGAAAUAGUACUGGAAAUCAAAACGUCCAAGACUGACAGACUUCCUAUCAUCGACUUCCAGCCUUUGACCUUCUAUGACUCAGAACACCAGUUCACGUUCAACGUAGGACCUGUUUGCUUCUCCUAGGUCUUUGCAAAAUAUGUAUGCUUUUUGAAAAACAUUUGCAUGCCCUGUAAAU
This is a messenger RNA of Hyposmocoma kahamanoa, 5545 nucleotides long. RefSeq names its product collagen alpha-1(I) chain-like. Bases 139 to 5493 code for a protein of 1784 amino acids. Gene Ontology annotation, molecular function: extracellular matrix structural constituent. The record is from RefSeq and is a predicted model, not a curated record. NCBI's taxonomy places the organism in Eukaryota, Metazoa, Arthropoda, Insecta, Lepidoptera, Cosmopterigidae. The transcript has 32 exons.